AUGCGUCUUCACUUGCUCUUGCUGCUCGCGCUGUUCCAGGCGUACCGCAUUGCCGGGCUGCACAGCUACAGCUUGCAGGGGAGCUGGUCGAUCCGCAAUGCUAACGGCUCGCUGAAGCUGCCGGGGACUGUCCCUGGCUGUGUGCACAGCGCCUUGGUCCAGCAGGGCCUGAUACAGGAUCCUUACUAUAGAUUUAAUGACCUUAACUACAGAUGGAUCUCUUUGGAUAACUGGACCUAUAGCAAGGAAUUUCAAAUACCCUUUGAUCUUAGCAAGUGGCAAAAAGUAAAUCUGAUUUUUGACGGCAUUGAUACAGUGACAAAAAUCCUGCUUAAUUAUGUCACUAUUGGGAAAACAGACAACAUGUUCAAUAGAUAUAGCUUUGAUAUCACCAAUGUGGUCAGAGACAAGAACAUCAUUGAGAUAUAUUUCCAGUCAGCAGUGUUGUAUGCAGCACAGCAGAGCAAAGAUCAUACUGGCUACCAGGUGCCCCCAGACUGCCCUCCGAGUGUGCAGAAGGGUGAAUGCCAUGUCAACUUUAUUCGGAAGGAGCAGUGUUCCUUUAGCUGGGACUGGGGGCCUUCAUUUCCUACCCAGGGAAUCUGGAAAGAUGUUAGAAUCGAAGCCUAUAAUAUUUGUAAUCUGAACUACUUCACAUUUUCCCCUAUAUAUGAUUCCCAGGAGUGGAGUCUUGAAAUAGAGUCUUCUUUUGAUGUUGUCAGCUCAAAGUCAAUUGGUGGUCAAGCAAUUGUGGCAAUCCCUAAAUUGCAAACACAGCAGACAUAUUCCCUUGAACUUCAGCCUGGGGAAAGCACUGUUGAACUACUUGUGAAAAUUAACAAGAAUGUUUCUGUAGAAACUUGGUGGCCUCAUGGACAUGGACAUCAGACAGGGUACAAUAUGACAAUUCUUUUUAAACUUGACGGAGACUUAAAUAUUGAAAAAUCAGCUAAGGUUUAUUUUAGGACAGUGGAACUUAUAGAAGAGCCUAUAAAAGGGUCUCCUGGUUUGAGUUUCUACUUCAAAAUUAAUGGACUUCCCAUAUUUCUGAAAGGCUCAAACUGGAUCCCAGCAGAUGCAUUCCAGGAUCGAGUAACCUCUGAUUUGUUACGACUCCUUUUGCAGUCUGUUGUGGAUGCCAACAUGAAUACUCUCCGGGUUUGGGGAGGAGGAAUUUAUGAGCAGGAUGAGUUCUAUGAACUUUGUGAUCAGUUAGGAAUAAUGAUAUGGCAGGACUUUAUGUUUGCUUGUGCCCUUUAUCCAACCAGUCAGAGCUUCAUGGAUUCAGUGAGAGAAGAAGUUACUUACCAGAUCAAGAGACUAAAAUCUCAUCCCUCUAUCAUCACAUGGAGUGGCAAUAAUGAAAAUGAAGCAGCACUGAUGAUGAAUUGGUAUAAUAUUAAUUUCAUUGACUACCCAAUGUACAUCAACGAUUAUGUGAUGUUGUACGUGAAAAACAUAAGAAAGCUCGUCCUUGAAGGAGACAAGACUCGUCCUUUUAUUACAUCCAGUCCUACAAAUGGGGCCAAAUCUAUUGCAGAAGGCUGGGUCUCUGACAACCCAUAUGAUACCCAUUUUGGUGAUGUACACUAUUACAACUACAUUGGUGAUUGCUGGAAUUGGAAAAAUUUCCCUAAAGCUCGAUUUGUAUCUGAAUAUGGAUAUCAGUCCUGGCCUUCCUUGAGUACACUGGAAAAGGUCUCAUCUAAAAACGACUGGUCUUUCGGGAGCAACUUUUCAGUUCAUCGACAACAUCAUGCACAUGGUAAUGAUGAGAUGCUUUAUCAGGCUGGUCUUCAUUUCAAACUUCCCUACAGCACAGAUCCAUUACGUAUGUUCAGAGAUACCAUCUACCUUACUCAGGUGAUGCAGGCCCAGUGUGUCAAAACAGAAACUGAAUUCUACCUCCGAAGUAGAAGCGAGAUAGAGAAUGGAGAAGGCCACACAAUGGGAGCACUUUAUUGGCAACUGAAUGACAUCUGGCAGGCUCCUUCCUGGGCUUCUGUAGAGUAUGGAGGAAAGUGGAAAAUGCUUCAUUACUUUGCUCAGCAUUUCUUUGCUCCACUGUUGCCAGUAGGCUUUGAAGAUGAAAAUGUAUUUUAUGUCUAUGGUGUGUCAGAUCUUCAUUUGAACUAUAGGAUGACGCUUACGGUGAACAUACACACGUGGAGUUCCUUGAAGCCUUUGUGUUCUCAUGUGACUGAACAUUUUGUGAUAAAAUCAGGGACAGCCAGUCUCAUCUAUAAGGAGUCAGUGUCUUCAUUGCUGAGCAGAUGUAUGAAAUGUACUCGGAAAAGCUGUUUGAUUUCCUUUUACCUUUCAACUAACAGCAAGCCCUUGGGCCCAACCAACUAUCACUUCCUAUCCUCACCGAAGGAGGCUGUGGGGCUCCAGAAGGCACAUAUCACAGCCCUUAUCUCUCAGCAAGAUGACACAUUUGUUUUUGAGCUGGAGACCUCAGCUGUUGCUCUCUUUGUCUGGUUGGAUGUAGGGAGAAUUCCAGGGAGAUUUAGUGACAAUGGUUUCCUCAUGACUGAGAAGACACGAGCUAUAUUAUUUUACCCUUGGAAACCCACCAGCAAGAGUGAAUUAGAACAAUCUUUUCAUGUGACUUCCCUGGCAGAUAUUUACUGA
Chrysochloris asiatica (Cape golden mole) is the source of this 2634-nucleotide messenger RNA. It is a transcript of the gene MANBA, whose product is annotated as mannosidase, beta A, lysosomal. Gene Ontology annotation, biological process: carbohydrate metabolic process; glycoprotein catabolic process. Bases 1 to 2634 code for a protein of 877 amino acids. The transcript has 17 exons. The record is from RefSeq and is a predicted model, not a curated record. Lineage: Eukaryota; Metazoa; Chordata; Mammalia; Afrosoricida; Chrysochloridae. Gene Ontology annotation, molecular function: beta-mannosidase activity.